UUUAUCUUUGUUUUCCCUAAGCGUCGGACUUAGUGACUGACACAGUUUAAAGCGCUAAUGACAGAUAUUCUCAAAAUUAUAACAGUAUUGUGAUCAAAAUAUGUGAGAAAAAAACAUUAUAAAGUAAAAUGUGUUGAUUAGGUACUAUUUAUUUAUAAUUUCAUCGAAAAGCAAUAACAAUGUCUAUCGGAGUUAAUUUAAGAGUUACUGGCUAUUGUCGCCAAGGUGGCCGAAAAUAUAUGGAAGACUUUUUUUCCGUUGCUUAUCAACAAACAGAGGACGAAAAAGAUUUGGAGUAUGCCUUUAUUGGAAUUUUCGACGGACACGGUGGUGCUGAAGCAGCAGCAUUUGCUAAGGAGCAUCUCAUGGAGUCUAUAAUAAAACACAAAAGUUUCUGGUCUGACAAUGAUACAGAAGUGCUACGAGCAAUAAAAGAUGGUUACAUAGCCACUCAUUAUGCUAUGUGGAAAGAACAAGCAAAGUGGCCUAAAACUCCAUCAGGUCUUCCAAGUACAGCAGGAACUACAGCUAGUGUAGCAUUCAUUAGACGAGGAAAAAUUUAUGUUGGUCAUGUUGGAGAUUCUGGAAUAGUAUUAGGUUAUCAACUUCCAAACUCAAAUGAAUGGAGAGCAAAACCACUAACAAGAGAUCAUAAACCUGAAAAUGUGGAUGAGAUGAUCCGAAUUCAGGAAUGUGGAGGAAAAGUAGUAGCCAAAGCAGGUGUGCCCAGAGUUGUUUGGAACAGACCAAGAAUAGGUCAUCAAGGCCCUAUUCGUAGAUCUACUCCUAUAGACGAAAUACCUUUCUUGGCAGUUGCUAGAAGUUUGGGAGAUUUGUGGUCAUACAAUUCACGGCUGAAUCAAUUCAUUGUGUCACCAAAUCCAGACUGUGGUGUUAUAGCCAUUGAUACAUCAAUACAUCGUUGUUUAAUAUUUGGAACUGAUGGUUUGUUCAAUAUGAUGAGUCCAGAAAUGGCUGUUUCUAUUGUACAUCAGACUGAGAAAAAUAAUGAAGUGGCCACUGUGAACCCAGAUCAGCAAAAGAGCUGGCUGAAUCCAAGUAAACUACUAGUUGAGAAAGCCUUAGAAAGAUGGCGAACUACAAAUAUGAGAGCAGACAAUACAUCUGUUGUAACUUUAAUGUUGGAUCCACCAGGUCCACCUAGAGCUCAAGUACUUCAACGAAAACAUAAGCAAUAUCCUAUAAAUGGACUCAAAAUAGUGACACGUUUCAAAGAUGAUGAACAGGGUUCUGAAGAUGGUAAUGUGAGUGAAAAUAGCUCAGUCUUGGAAGAAAAUGAACAUCCUAUCAUCAAAGAGGAAAUAACAACAGUAGCUCCAGAAAAGAAUUUCAAAGAACCUUCAAAGAGACAAGAAAAUCCUCAGAGCUGCGAUGAGUCAAAACUUGAGACUAGUCCGAAUUGCAGUACAAAAUCAAAUUCACAAGUACCAUUUUCUGAAGUGUCUUCAAAUCCUUCACCCUUGAAAGAGAGGAAUUUUCUUCCCAAGCCUAGAGAUAGUAUGAGUUUUGAUCCACGAGAACCACAUAGUCCUAAGAAGCAAAAUGAGAAGGAAAAUCAAUCAGAUGAAAGUGAGCAUGUUCCGGAAACUUCUGUUCAAAUUAAUGAGAUCUCCUCGAGUUCUUCUGAAUUAUUUGAAAGUGUGGAAGAAGAAGUUGACAAUGAUCAAGCUAAUCCAAAAAGACACAACUUGAGAAGUGCAGGUAAACAUAAAGAGCUCCUAGGUUCUGUUGCUGAACAGAAACAGAAGCUUAAGCGAAAAAUUAAUGAGGAAGAGCCAUUACGGAAAAGUAUGAGAAUCGAUAAUGCACGAAGGAAAAGUGAUAGGUUUGAAGGUGAUCACAAAAUACAUGAGAAAAAAUCUAAAUUGGAUUUAGCAAGGAAAUUAUUGAAGAGGAGAAAACUAAACCUAAAAACAAAAAUUUUGAAGAGGCCCAUUCUGCGAAAGAAAUUCAGAAUGAUGAUGGAGUCGGUUAAACAAACAGCUUCAAAGAGUUCCCUGAUGACGGUGACUAAUAAAAGUUCUCUGUCAAAAAAGAAAAAUGCUGUAGCCCCAGUUGAUACCUCAAAAUCACCUAGGAAUAAUGUAACUCUAAAAAGCCAGCAGUUAAUAUCUGAAAGAACAAGACAAUCCACAUCUGAAGAAGUUGCACAAUCAAGGAGAUGCAUGAAGACACAAAAUGAAACAGAUGGAGUAAAGAUAUCAUCAAGUGGGGAAUGGAAGGUGGAUAAUGUAAAAAAGAGCCAUAGUACCAAAAAAACAGCCUCCUCAAAAACUCAGAGAAGCAAAAGUUUGGGAAGGUUAAAAAAGUUUAAUAUGGAAGAAAUAUCAAAGAAACCACCCAUCUCUAAUGAAAAGAAUAUCUCUCAAGGGGUGUUGCAACGACGAAAUUCUCAUAAUCAAACUUCAAAGCUGCGCAGAAGACUUUCAAGAAGUAAGUAAGUUUACUAUAAUUUCCCUUUUAAUGAAAAAUUAAAAUUCCAAAGAAAUACACUUAUUAGUAAAUGUCUUUCAAUUGAAUCCUCAGUUUAUAUUUUAUCUGUUGUUAAGAUGUCAAUAAUAUUAAAACCUUGCCUCAGUUUGACCUGAAUGUAAUAAUUUUUUCUUUUUUGGUAUAAUUUUCAAUGAUAAAGACUUCAAUUCUUGAAUAAAUAUUAUACAAAGCGAUGAUAAUAGAAUUUUUUGUUUGUUUUAUCAAAUCAAAUUUGAAUAUUGUCAUAAUUUAUGCUCUUCAUUUCGAAUAUUCAAUACUUUCAUUUUGUGGUUUCCCUUUUGGAAUUGUUUUUUUUAUUACGAAAUUCUUAAGAUCUUCAAUGGUAUAUAGUUAAUUUUUAUUUACUUAUCACUUCAAUUUCAAUGUGGUUCCAUUCCUAGAACAACUUUGAUUCAAGAAAUUUUUUCACAGAUUAAUAAGAAAUUUUUUUACUAUAUUUCAAGAUUUAAAAUUCUGUAAACUUGUUAUGAAGCUUGAUCUUCAAGUAUUUGAUGUUUUUAUAUGUUUUUCUGGUUUUCUAAUUCAAACUAUUCAUCUUCUCAUUCUUGUAUUUUCUGAAUUCAUAAGUAUUCUGAAAUGAAAAACCUGCACUGUACAUAGUAAUGAUCGAAAUGUUGAUUGUACUAUAUUUUAAGUAUGAUUUAUUCAUGUUGUAUUCCGUAUAUUCUUAUGUUCUAUGGUCUUCUAAAUUUAAUUUUUUUAUAUUAAAAAUGAGAAUUGCUAUGGUUUAAUGUAAUUGAUUUUAUUUUUAUUUUAUUGAUUGACUCAUAUAUUGUUAGAGAUACCAUAGCUGCCUCAUAUUUAUUUGUUUGAACAUAUAUGGCGACCUCUUUAUAAAAAGAAAUUCGGAAUUUUAAAGGAAUAAUCAACAAUUUAAGGAAGAUACUAUUUUUGUAAUAUGAAAUUGUAUUUUUUUAAUCAGAAUUCAUUCAAAUUGUUUACAAUCAUAUAUAUAGUAUAUAUAAUUGUUUUAUUUCAUUUAUUUCUCAGUUUAGCAGAUUACAAUUAGUAAUAGAAAUUGUGCCUUUGUUACCAAAAUAACUUUGCACUUAGGCAAGAGAAAGAAUUAUAUUUAUAAAAGUGUAUAAUUUUUCAAUGAAUAGAACGUUUAGAUUA
This is a messenger RNA of Harmonia axyridis, 3630 nucleotides long. RefSeq names its product probable protein phosphatase 2C 71 (gene Pp2C1). Gene Ontology annotation, molecular function: protein serine/threonine phosphatase activity; cation binding; mitogen-activated protein kinase binding. NCBI's taxonomy places the organism in Eukaryota, Metazoa, Arthropoda, Insecta, Coleoptera, Coccinellidae. Gene Ontology annotation, cellular component: nucleus; cytosol. The transcript has 6 exons. Gene Ontology annotation, biological process: protein dephosphorylation. The coding region runs from base 180 to 2462 and encodes 760 amino acids. The record is from RefSeq and is a predicted model, not a curated record.